Messenger RNA from Daucus carota subsp. sativus, 3207 nucleotides. RefSeq lists its product as uncharacterized. The record is from RefSeq and is a predicted model, not a curated record. The coding region runs from base 1 to 3207 and encodes 1068 amino acids. The transcript has 3 exons. Lineage: Eukaryota; Viridiplantae; Streptophyta; Magnoliopsida; Apiales; Apiaceae.
AUGGAGAAAGAUUGGAUUUCGAAAGAGAGGGAUUCGUUGGAGUAUGAAGUCGGGGUUGAAAAGUUUUUGAUUUGCGCCGAGCAAAACUGUAAAAAUCCUAAAAAAAUACCUUGCCCCUGCUGCAAAUGUGUCAAUUUCAAGAAAUUUCCGGUAAAAAUAAUAAGGGGUCAUCUUUACGAAAACGGUUUCAGUCUCGGGUAUAUUGAUUGGAUUUGGCACGGAGGCAAGGCUGGUAUUUCGUCUGCCGGUAGCACACUGCCCCCUCAGGAAGAGGAGCAUAAUGCAGAAGCAUUUCUUACAGCCUUUGAAGCCGCAUCGGAAGCGGUUGCUGCAUCAGAAGCGGUGGCUGCUGGUGCUUCAGAAGCUGCUGCAGUUUGUGAAGCAGCAUAUCGUAAUCCGGGGGAUAAUUCGGUGGGUGAUGACUACGAUAAAGACUCGCAUGAUUUUAAGAGGUUUGUUGUCGAUGCUCAACAACCUUUAUUUGAGGGCAGCGACUGCACAAAAUUAGAUUCAAUGUUGAAAUUACAGAACUGGAAAGCGAGAUAUGGUGUUAGUGAUAGUGCGUUCAAUGAUCUGCUCUCGACAGUUGGCUCAUUCCUACCUCAGGAUAAUACAUUACCUGUUAACUCAUACGAAGCAAAAAAAACUCUUUCGAAUUUAGGCCUUGAGUAUACAAAAUUCCACGCGUGUCCCAAUGAAUGUGUUCUAUACAGGGGUGUAUAUGAGACUGCUUCGGAGUGUCCAAAGUGCAAGCUUUCACGCUGGAAGGUGGGUAAGGAUGGUAGAGAACGGUAUAAAGUCCCGGCAAAAGUUAUGUGGUACUUUCCGGUCAUUCCAAGAUUUAAACGGAUGUUUAAAUCUUCUUCGACAGCUGAGUUGUUGACAUGGCAUUCCACCAACCAAAGAAUUCAGGAUGGACAGAUGCGCCAUCCUGCCGACUCACCUUCUUGGCGGAAUAUCGAUUACAGGUGGCCUGCCUUUGGAAGUGAGCCAAGAAAUCUUCGACUAGCUUUUGCGGCUGAUGGUAUCAACCCACAUAACAAUGGGCUGACCAAUCAUUAUUCUUGUUGGCCGGUAGUAUUGGUAAUAUAUAAUCUUCCUCCGUGGUUAUGUAUGAAGAGGAAAUUUAUGAUGUUAACUACAUUAGUCUCCGGUCCACAUGAACCAGGUAACAACAUUGAUGUGUUCUUACAACCGUUAGUUGAUGAUUUGAAAAAGCUUUGGGAAGAAGGUGAACCGAAUGUAUAUGAUGCCUUCACAAAAUCUUUUUUCACUUUAAGGGCGGCUUUGUUAUGGACGAUUAAUGAUUUCCCGGCGUAUGGUAAUUUGUCUGGCUGUGUCAACAAGGGUUAUUUGGGUUGUCCAGUGUGUGGUGAUGAUACCGUUGUUAAGUACUUGCCUUAUAGUAGGAAAAUAUGUUACCAAGGUCAUCGUCGGUAUUUACCUAGACAUCAUCCAUACAGGAAGAAUAAAGUAGCCUUUAAAGUAAAGAAGUCGAAGAAGGUGGACUGUGCUUGGAAGAAGAAGUCAGUAUUUUUUGAGUUGGAAUACUGGAAAUUCCAUUAUGUUCGUCACUGCCUUGAUAUUAUGCACGUGGAGAAAAAUGUCUGCGAUAGUCUAAUUGGGACGUUAUUGAAUUUAAAGUUCAAGUCCAAAGAUAGCGAGGCGUCUCGUCUUGAUAUGAUGGACAUGGGGGUUAGGACUGAUUUAGCUCCAAAACAAGGAGUCAAAAAAACUUAUCUGCCUCCUUCCUGUUUUACUCUAACAAAAGCAGAAAAAAGAGAAGUGUUGAAGUCACUAUCAUCAAUGAAGCUGCCAUAUGGGCAUUCCUCAAACAUCAGAAAUUGUGUAUCCAUGGCAGAUUUAAAGAUAUUUGGGAUGAAGUCUCAUGACUGCCAUGUACUUCUUCAACAAUUACUCCCUGUAGCUAUUCGUUCGGUGCUUCCGAAGAAUGUUAGAGUUAGCAUAAUAAGGCUUUGCUUCUUUUUCAACACUCUGUGCAACAAAAUUGUUGACGUGUCAAAACUUGAUAAAUUGCAAGCCGAUGUGGUAUUAACCUUAUGUGAGCUCGAGAAAAUAUUCCCCCCCUCUUUUUUCGAUAUAAUGAUACAUCUAAUAGUGCACCUGGUCAGGGAAUUACGUUUAUGUGGACCGGUUUUCUAUAGAUGGAUGUACCCAUUUGAGCGUUUUAAUAAAGUGUUGAAAAGUUAUGUGCGAAACCGUUAUUUUCCGGAAGGCUGUAUAGCCGAAGCAUACUUGAAAGAAGAAUCUGUAGAAUUCUGUGCAGAGUUCUCUAGAAAUAGUUUCACAACUGCUGGUCUGCCGAAGGACCAAGGCAAACUUUCUGGUCCACUUUCGGCUGCAACAAUAAAAUCUGUUGAAGAGAAAGAACGAGAUGAGGCGCAUUUACACGUCCUCUUAAACAACAGUGAAGUGUUUCCAUAUAUUAAGAUGCAUAAGGAGUUGCUUGAAAAACUUUAUGAGGGAAAGAAAAAGUCUAUUCAGUGGAUGAUUGGGGAGCAUAAUAGGUUGUUUGCUGAUUGGUUUCAGAACAAAGUUAUUACUGAAUUAAAUGAGAAAGUCGAAGGUGUUUCAGAAACGAUAAGGUGGCUAGCAGGCAAACCAUCAUUCAAUGUUUUAACUUUUGAUGGGUAUUUAGUUGAUGGGAUCCGAUACUUCACAGAGGAACGAGACAAUGCUAGGGUUGUUCAAAAUAGUGGAGUCUCUUUAGUUGCUAAAACUGUCCAAGUUUCGAGUGCUAAGGAUUUAAAUCCCGUAGAAAGUGAUAUGACAUUUUAUGGGAGGAUUCAAGAUAUUUGGGAACUAGAUUACCACUCAUUUAAAGCCCCGUUGUUCUUGUGCAAAUGGGCUGACUGUGACAGAGGCGUCAAGGCUGACGAACUUGGCUUCACACUUGUGGACCAUAGUCGACAAGGCCACAAGAAUGACAAAUAUGUGUCUGUGCAUCAAGUGAAACAAGUUUUCUACGUGGAAGAUCUCGUUGAUUCUAAAUGGUCAGUCGUAUUGACCUCAACAAACAGAGAUUAUCACGAGAUCUACAAUGAUGAUGAUCUUGGAGAUACGAUCUUGGAGAACCCCCCAUUCUGCUCUAACAUCCCCAUAGUUGAUCUUGGUGUUGAUGACGAUGAAGAGUCUAAUGCUGGCAAUAAAAGAAAGGAUGGCGAGGGAAUCUGGCUGAAGAAGUGA